AUCAUCGAGAAAGACCGCCAGAAAACCAAAAUCAGAAGAAGAGGAAGCAGCCAUUUUGGGAACAGCAAUAUUUUUCUACCGUAUUUUCACUAUUUUAUGGAACAUCAUCCAACUUCACAGAUACAAAAUGUAGGACAACCAUGCCAGCAACAACAAAAGAUUAACAUGCUACGACGAAGACGAAAUCCCUUGCACGAAGCGCGUGACCAUGCAUGUAAUUGCAGAGACACUGAAAUGCUGGAGGCGAAGUUCAUUAGCCCUCAAAAAGGCCGUGGUGUCUUUACCUUAGCACCAUUCCAGCAGGGUGAUUUUGUGGUUGAAUACAGAGGAGUAAUCAUUGAUGCAGCAGAAGCUCAUUAUAGGAGGAAAAUCUACCAUAAACAUUGGUGUGUCUUUUUGUUUGACUUUAAAUGGAAAGGCAAAUGGUGGUGCAUUGACGCAGCAUUGGAAGACAACAGUCUUGGGAGAUUGGUGAACAACGACCAUAAGACUCCUAAUUGCCGCAUGAAGUUAAUUGAGGUUGAUCGUAAACCACAUCUCUGUUUGUUCGCCCUCCGUGAUAUUUGCCAAAGAGAGGAGAUCACUUAUGAUUAUGGCGGAACAGACUGGCCAUGGAGAAAUGAGGGUGAUGAUGCCACUUGCAGCCUGGAAACUGUGCCUUCUACCAGUGAUCUCUCAACAUGUGCCACUCAGGGUGAUGAUGCCACUUGCAGCCUGGAAAAUGUGCCUUCUACCAGUGAUUUCCCAACAUGUGCCACUCAGGGUGAGGAUGCCACUUGCAGCCUGGAAAAUGUGCCUUCUACCAGUGAUUUCCCAACCAGUGAUCUCUCAACAUGUGCCACUCAGAUGAAGUCAACCAUUAUUGCCUAUGAGGACUACACUGAAACUACUCCAGAUGAGGAUGAAGAUUAUAUUCCUUCCUCUGAAGAAUCCAGUUCUUCGGAAGGUUCUUCUGUUAUGCCGCCACCCAUAAUGAAAAGAAAGGCUAUUCAGAUGAAGUCCUCCAUUCCUGAUUAUCAAGAAUCCAGUUCUUCGGAAGGUUCUUCUGUUAUCAUUAUCAGGAGAGAGGGUGAAGUUUCUUCUAUGCCUUUGUCAGCCUUCAUGUUAAGAAACAAAUCUGAUCCUCACGAAGACAUAGACUGGGCUUUAAGUGAAACAGAAAAACAGCUCUGUCGGCAUUUUUCAAGAAUAGAAACUAGAGGCAAACGUGGACGCAAAGUCCCCAUACUUCUGACACCAAAGAUGGUCAGCUCAUUAGAAUUACUUGUCAGCUCAAGAGAAAAGUGUGGCAUACAGAGGGGCAACCCAUACUUUUUUGUUGCCACUCUGUCUACAGUACUUAACAUGACGGAAACGGAAAUGGACCAGUUGGCUAAUUUCCUAGGACAUGACCUCGUUGUGCACAGAGAAUAUUACAGACUACCAGAGGGAACAUUGCAACUCGCAAAAAUCAGAAAGGUGCUGAUGUCUAUUGAACAAGGCCGACUAAUGGAAUUCAAAGGAAAAAAUCUCGAUGAAAUCGAAAUUCAACCUCACGAGAAAGUUCAGCUGCUAGAUGAGGGAAUGGAGGAUGAAGAACACGAGGACAUUGGUGUCCAACCAGCAGAUGAUGUCGGGUCACUUUCAGAGAUAUCCCUGCAAGAUACAGAUCAGCGGAGACCCAUGUCAUUUCCAGAAGAUGUCCGCUUGCUUUCCAAUGUAUCAUUGGAAGAUACAGCACAGCUGCAGCAUUCAAAAGAUGUCGGGUCACUUCCCGAUGUAUCCUUGCAAGAUACAGAACAGCUGGGACCCAUGUCAUUUCCAAAAGAGAAGCCACGUCACACUUCAAGUCCUAAAGCUCACUUUGUUCCAAAGAGAAAAUGGGAGACGAAGGAAGUGGAAGCAAUAGAAAAGCACUUGAGUACUUUUCUUAAAUCUUUACGUGUCCCAGGAAAACUAGACUGUGUUAGAUGCUUAGAAGCAGAGCCCACAGCUUUAAAAAACAGAAACUGGCAGGCUAUCAAAUUUUUUGUGCAUAAUCGAAUUGUUUCCCUCAAAAGAAAACUGUAAUUCUUGAAUUUCCUGUAAUCAGUUUGGAGUGAAUAAUAGUAGAGAGAAAAAGUAAUGCAGAGAGAAGCCAUUCUAGGCAUCUCAUGAGAGUGUUCGUAACGUAAGCUAUGGGUACAGUUUAUAGCAUAUGAUUUUUUUUUUUCUUUUUAAAUCUAUCAGUUGGUACCCACAACUGAUGUUUUAUCCUACCUCACCUUAAUUGGUUCCCACAAGUGACAUUUUUAUUUUGCCUCAAGUAUUUUGCAGUAGCUGAGUGUAUUCCGUGUCGUCUUAAGUUCCUUUGUAUGGUCUUCACAACGGAUGUUUUAUUCUACCUCAGCUUGCUAUGCAUUGUCCUAUUGAAGUUAUGUGUGUCUGUGUGUAGGACAGAAGUAAUUGUUUCCCUCAAAAGAAAACUGUAAUUCCUGCCA
This is a messenger RNA of Sardina pilchardus (European sardine), 2459 nucleotides long. RefSeq lists its product as uncharacterized. Lineage: Eukaryota; Metazoa; Chordata; Actinopteri; Clupeiformes; Clupeidae. The record is from RefSeq and is a predicted model, not a curated record. Gene Ontology annotation, molecular function: protein binding. Bases 97 to 2049 code for a protein of 650 amino acids. The transcript is spliced from 16 exons.